UAAAGAUCAUAUAGUUCACACUCAGCUGUGAAGACCUAACACACACACAAUUCAUCUAUGGUGAUCGUGUGAGGGAUCCGCUAUAAAGGUAUUAGCUCCUUCAAAACUUGGGUGGACGCAAAAUUCCUUUUCAGUAUUUUUCCCUUCCCCGUACAGCCAAAGGUCUUCUUCAUAAACUCAUUGACUCAUAUAGCCUACACGUUGAGGCGUAGGCUAUCUGUCAUUUUGUGCCAGUGGUCACAUGGCUUUGGCCCUCAGGAAUGGAUAGAGAUGGAUCCCCACGUCAGCUUGUAAGUCUAAGGAUUUGUGCUCCACCAGUCUGCCUCUAAGUGACUGGAGCGCAGCAGCGCCGCGGAGGAACUACGCGAGGAUGAUUGUAGGACGUUUCCAUUAAGGCACCAGAAUAUGGAUUUUGAUGAGCGGAUCUCUGGCUCUAAUAUGUAUCUACCGAGCUGCACUUACUACGUCUCCGGAGCAGACUUCCCGGGUCUCCCUCACUAUUUAACCCAAAGCCAGUCGUCUUGCCCCGUGACCUACUCCUACCAGUCCUCAGCGCUGCCACAGGUCCCGUCCGUGAGAGAUGUGGCUUUCAGAGACUAUGGCAUCGAUGCCUCCAGUAAAUGGCACCACGGCAGGGGCAGCCUGUCACACUGCUACACGGAGGAUAUCAUGCACAGGGACGGCUGGACAAACCCGAGCGCACGGGGAGGAGGAGAGAUCCUGGUGAAAGGAGGCUCCGGCGCCAGCAGCAGCAGCUCCGGCUCCUCCAACCCGACGCCGGGAUUUUAUGGCAGCGUUGGCAGGAACGGUGUCCUGCCGCAGGCGUUCGACCAGUUCUUCGACACGGCCUACGGGAGCGCGGAGGGUAGCACAACAACAACAGCCACAGCACACGCAGCAGAAACGGACAGACACGCAGCCAAAACAAGCCCCGUCCCGGAUCACACCGGCGCAGCCUCGGACUCGGCAGAGAGCUGCAGCCCCAAGUCUUCCUCCGGCCACUGCAGCGAGGAGAAGCAGGGCAGAGGCAGCAGUGGUCAAAGGACGCGCAAGAAAAGGUGUCCAUACUCCAAAUAUCAGAUCAGGGAACUGGAGCGGGAGUUCUUCUUCAGUGUUUACAUCAACAAAGAGAAGCGUCUGCAGCUCUCGCGGAUGCUCAACCUGACAGACCGCCAGGUCAAAAUCUGGUUUCAGAACAGGAGGAUGAAGGAGAAGAAACUGAGCAGAGACCGUUUACAGUACUACACCACAAACCCCCUGCUAUAAAAACUGAACAAAGACUGUCACUGGCUUUCAGCCAUGUGCACCCUGACCGUCUACAACAACAUUACCUGGACAAGAUGGCGAGUCUUUUUUAUAAAUGUGCCAGACUUUGUAAAGAAUUUUAGUAUUUACACGCUAUUUUGUCAUUAAACAACAUUGCCCUUAUUAUUAUUAUUAUUAUUAUUAUUAUUAUUAUAAUUAUUAUUAUUAUUAUACAGGACUUUGAUUUUUCCGUUCCCGGUCCAACAACAGUUUUGUAGAUUGUAAAGUGGUUUGCGUGUUUGACGCGGGAACCAAAUGUUUCUGAAUCCCUUUUAGCCUAUAAUAGGCUAUUUAAACACACGGAUUACCGUGUUGCAUUUUCCAAAAAAAAAUUGUUUUUCUGUCUUUAAAAUGGAAAUUAAUUACCGCAUUAUACGCACACAUGUACUGUUCUGUAAAUAAGUGUCUUUCUGCCAUUUUUAAAUUAAAAAUUCACAAAUGAA
Solea senegalensis (Senegalese sole) is the source of this 1748-nucleotide messenger RNA. It is a transcript of the gene hoxa11b, whose product is annotated as homeobox A11b. Gene Ontology annotation, biological process: anatomical structure development; regulation of transcription by RNA polymerase II. Lineage: Eukaryota; Metazoa; Chordata; Actinopteri; Pleuronectiformes; Soleidae. Gene Ontology annotation, cellular component: nucleus. Gene Ontology annotation, molecular function: DNA-binding transcription factor activity, RNA polymerase II-specific; RNA polymerase II cis-regulatory region sequence-specific DNA binding. Bases 406 to 1266 code for a protein of 286 amino acids. The transcript is spliced from 2 exons. The record is from RefSeq and is a predicted model, not a curated record.